Molecule: messenger RNA, 4794 nt
Organism: Synchiropus splendidus (mandarinfish)
Lineage: Eukaryota; Metazoa; Chordata; Actinopteri; Syngnathiformes; Callionymidae
Gene: atp9b
Product: ATPase phospholipid transporting 9B
Exons: 30
Coding region: 61-3456 (1131 amino acids)
Biological process (GO): retrograde vesicle-mediated transport, Golgi to endoplasmic reticulum; phospholipid translocation; endocytosis
Cellular component (GO): plasma membrane; trans-Golgi network; endosome
Molecular function (GO): ATPase-coupled intramembrane lipid carrier activity; ATP binding; magnesium ion binding
Source: RefSeq, a predicted model, not a curated record
AAUGCGCCACAAAUCCCAGCGCGUGCGCGUGACGUCACUAUUGAGUCCGGCCCAGCCAAGAUGUCUGACAGCAUUCCGCUAGGUCCAAUGCGGAAGAAUUCGAAAAGGCUGCCUUAUUACAACUCAGCUAGACUCUCCAGAUUCUCUAUAGACGAUGAGCCUUCAAACCUGGAUGAGAUGCCUCUGAUGAUGUCGGAGGAAGCCUUUGAGAACGAUGAGAGCGACUACCAGACGCUGCCCAGGGCCAGAGUCAACCAAAGAAACCGGGGCCUCUGCUGGUUUCUUUGUGGGGGCUGGAAAGUCCUCUGCUCCAGCUGCUGCGACUGCCUAGCUCGUGUUUGCCGGAGGAAAAAGGAGAUGAAGGCCAGGACCGUCUGGCUGGGCCACCCUGAGAAGUGUGAAGAGAAAUAUCCCAAAAACUCCAUCAAAAACCAGAAGUACAACUUCAUCACCUUUGUACCAGGGGUCCUUUACCAACAGUUCAAGUUCUUUCUCAAUCUGUACUUUCUGGUGGUGGCCUGUUCCCAGUUUGUGCCGUCACUGAAGAUUGGCUAUUUGUACACGUACUGGGCACCGCUGGGUUUUGUUUUGGCUGUCACAAUGAUUCGGGAGGCUGCUGAUGAAAUCCGCCGCUUCCAGCGGGACAAAGAGAUGAACUCUCAGCUCUACAGCAAGCUCACAGUACGAGGUAAAAUACAGGUGAAAAGUUCCGACAUUCAGGUUGGAGACAUGAUCAUUGUUGAGAAGAACCAGAGGAUUCCUGCAGACAUGAUAUUUCUGAGAACCUCGGAGAAAAACGGUUCGUGUUUCAUCAGAACAGAUCAGCUGGACGGAGAAACAGACUGGAAGCUGAAAGUAGCUGUCAGCUGCACACAGAGGCUUCCAGCAGUCGGGGACCUGUUCUCCAUUAGAGCCUUUGUCUACGCACAGAAGCCUCAACUGGACAUCCACAGCUUUGAGGGAAACUUCACCAGGGAAGAUGCUGACCCUCAGGUACACGAAAGCCUGAGUAUUGAGAACACUCUUUGGGCCAGUACAGUUGUAGCAUCAGGCACAGUGAUCGGGGUGGUGAUCUACACAGGCAAGGAGACUCGAAGCGUUCUGAACACAUCCUUUGCCAAAAACAAGGUCGGCCUUUUGGAUCUGGAGUUGAACCGCCUCACCAAGGCGCUGUUCUUGGCCCAGGUGGUUCUGUCAGUGGUCAUGGUGGCACUGCAGGGAUUUGUUGGUCCCUGGUUCCGCAACCUUUUCCGUUUUGUUGUGCUUUUCUCCUACAUCAUCCCUAUCAGCUUGCGUGUAAAUCUGGACAUGGGAAAGUCGGCCUACGGCUGGAUGAUCAUGAAGGAUGAAAACAUCCCGGGAACUGUUGUGAGAACAAGCACCAUCCCAGAAGAACUGGGCCGACUGGUCUAUCUGCUGACAGACAAGACGGGAACUUUGACACAAAAUGAAAUGAUCUUCAAGCGGCUGCACCUCGGAACAGUAUCCUACGGCACAGACACCAUGGACGAAAUACAAAGUCAUAUUAUCCAGUCGUACGCUAUGCCUGCAAGUGGUGGCACCAGUGGCACCACACCAUCACGGAAAGCCCAGACAUCAGGCCCGAAAGUCCGGAAGAGCGUCAGCAGUCGGAUUCACGAAGCUGUUAAGGCCAUCGCCUUGUGCCACAAUGUCACUCCCGUCUACGAGUCGUCCACGAACGUGAAUGGAGAGACAGAGAUUGCAGAAGCUGACCAGGACUUCAGCGAUGACAACCGAACCUACCAGGCCUCCAGUCCCGAUGAGGUUGCGCUGGUGCAGUGGACUGAGAGCGUGGGUCUGACCCUGGUGAACCGAGACUUAAACUCCCUUCAGCUUAAAACUCCGUCAGGACAGAUUCUCUCCUUCCACAUCCUGCAGAUCUUCCCCUUCACGUCGGAAAGUAAACGCAUGGGCAUCAUUGUGAAGGAUGAGUCAUCGGGUGAGAUCACCUUCUACAUGAAAGGCGCAGAUGUUGCCAUGGCGAGCAUCGUUCAGUACAACGACUGGCUGGAGGAAGAGUGUGGCAACAUGGCCAGAGAAGGUCUGAGAACGCUCGUCGUGGCUAAGAAGUCCCUGUCUGAUGAGCAGUACCAGGACUUCGAGAACCGUUACAACCAGGCCAAGCUCAGCAUCCACGAUCGAGCCCUGAAGGUUGCCGCAGUUGUGGAAAGUCUUGAGAGAGAGAUGGAGCUACUCUGUCUCACUGGCGUGGAAGACCAACUCCAAGCAGAUGUCAGACCCACGCUGGAGCUCCUGAGGAACGCUGGCAUCAAGAUCUGGAUGUUGACUGGGGACAAGCUUGAAACUGCUACAUGCAUUGCCAAGAGUUCCCACUUGGUCUCCAGGAACCAGAACAUCCACGUCUUCAAACCGGUCUCAAGCAGAGGAGAAGCCCAUCUGGAGCUCAACGCCUUCAGGAGGAAGCAUGACUGCGCCUUGGUCAUCUCUGGGGACUCCUUAGAGGUUUGUCUGCGAUAUUACGAGCACGAGUUCGUGGAGCUGGCAUGUCAGUGUCCAGCCGUGGUGUGCUGCCGCUGCUCUCCCACACAGAAGGCCCAGAUUGUCACGCUGCUGCAGCAGCACACCGCCAAUCGAACCUGUGCCAUCGGUGAUGGAGGAAAUGACGUCAGCAUGAUCCAGGCUGCAGACUGUGGUAUUGGUAUAGAAGGAAAGGAGGGGAAGCAGGCGUCUCUGGCAGCCGACUUCUCCAUCACUCAGUUCAAACACAUUGGCCGACUGUUGAUGGUCCAUGGCAGGAACAGCUACAAGCGCUCAGCCGCUCUGGGUCAGUUCGUCAUGCACCGAGGGAUGAUCAUCUCCACCAUGCAGGCUGUCUUCUCCUCCAUUUUUUAUUUUGCCUCUGUUCCCCUGUACCAGGGAUUCCUCAUGGUUGGAUAUGCCACCAUCUACACCAUGUUUCCCGUCUUCUCCCUGGUCCUGGAUCAGGAUGUGAAGCCAGAGAUGGCACUCCUCUACCCAGAGCUUUAUAAAGAUCUCACUAAAGGUCGCUCACUGUCAUUCAAGACUUUCCUCAUCUGGGUUUUGAUCAGCGUUUAUCAAGGGGGCAUCCUCAUGUACGGCGCGCUGGUGCUGUUUGAGUCGGAGUUUGUCCAUGUGGUUGCCAUUUCGUUCACGGCCCUGAUCCUGACCGAGCUCCUGAUGGUGGCGCUGACAAUCCGCACGUGGCACUAUUUGAUGGUGGUGGCGGAGUUCUUCAGCCUGGGCUGCUACCUGGCCUCCCUGGCCUUCCUCAACGAGUACUUUGGAAUAGGCAGAGUCUCUUUUGGAGCUUUUCUUGACUUGUCCUUCAUCACCACGUGGCCGUUCCUCUGGAAGGUGUUGUCCAUCACGCUGGUCAGCUGCCUUCCCCUCUACAUCAUCAAGUACCUGAAGCGCAAGUUUUCUCCCCCCAGCUACUCCAAGCUCUCCUCGUGAGCCCGACCGCUCCGCAGCACUUUUAUACAGUUAGAAAACAGAACUUGCACAAAGAGCCACUGAGAAUAUGUCAAGACCUAAAUCUUGGGUCACUGACAUGCUUUUUUUUACUUGAAAACAAAGAUGGCUCAUGUCAGAAACCUUGACAUUUUCCGGUCAGAAACAGCCUGCCUUCGCCAGUGUUGGGUUUUAAAGUGGGACCUGUCGGUUUACACGUUUUUGCAAGUGUUUUUCUUACAUUCCAGGUGUUUUUGUAGCCGCCAGCUUGACGCAGAAGCUUUUUUAAAGGUAUUUUUUUAUAAGACACUGCUUUGUAUUACUGACCUCGCAACGCUCAGUCGGGCUGGCAAUCAACAGAGAAACAGUGACAUCUAGUGGUGAGCUAUAUCACGAAUGUUUCCCGGCCGCAGGAUCACGUGACGUUCUGCUUUAAAUUUGAACGCUGAAGUAGGACAGGAGAAAUUGUAUUUCAAAUGAAAUUACAGUUAGGUUUCACUGCUGACCUGGUGUGACCUCGAGGUCAAGUGCUUGACCUUUCACCUGCCGACUCGAUGAGAUGUGUAACUCAAUCCUCUUUCUGCCGCCGCAGCCCGCCACUACAAUCCCGAGUGUUUCUCAAGUACUAACACAACGACCAUUUAACUGCGUUGAUGACAUCAUCUGUGAGUCACCGCUCUCGGUUUGUGCCUCAUUGUGAUCCAAAAGAAUCAUCAAACAAGUGGAUGUUUCUGUGUAACAAUUCUGAUUGUAGUUGAAGACCCUGGAACACUUGACUUUGCCCCCCCAAAAGGAGAAGAGUGGUGCUCUGUUUUGGGGAUAUGUGGUAUCCAAAAUGAGCAUGUGGAAAUGUCUGCCAUUCAAGCGAAACAGAAGUGAACCCUGCGAUGUUUGCACAUCAGCUACUUUAGCACUAAAACUCUCCGAUUAGAAGAAUGAAGUCAUCAAAUUUGACUCCUUUUCAACCAGCAGCUGGACUAAAAUUUGAAAGCACAAUGCCAAAAAACAAAGGGCCGAGGGUUUUAAACUCACUCCACAGCGCCCCCUUUCUCGGGAGGAACCACUCUGUCAGACAAUUCCACUGGUGCGUCUUUAAACGGACGCCGUAUUGAGCAGCCCCGAGCGUCUUGUACAGCUGGUGAAUUUGUGUGGAGGGUCGACGUCACGACGCUCGAGGAGUCGAGCUGCUGGAUGUUCAGACUCAGUCUAGCUGACCUAGUGUUCAAAAGCCUUCUGUCGUUCUGCUGUUCAAAACCGUCGUCGUCCACUGUUUAUGUGUUUCUACAAGAAUGUUUGUUAUUUAUAAUGUUGUUUAUAAAUAAAUGAUGUCUUAAAAUGUAA